CCUACUGCACUGCCCCUGUCAGGGAGCACAGAGCACAGGAUGAGGCGUUCAGCACAAGCCCUGCAGCCCGCCUGCCUGGCGCCCGCCCGGAGGCUCCUGUUCCUGCUCUGGCUGGUGUCAAGGGCCGCCCAGGCCUGUCCUGCAGCCUGCACCUGCCAGGCCUUGGAGACGAUGGGGCUGAGAGUUGACUGCGAGGGACGGGGGCUUACAGCCCUGCCUGCCCUGCCAGCCCACACGCGACAGCUCCUGCUGGCCAACAACAGCCUGCGCUCGGUGCCCCCGGGUGCCUUUGACCACCUGCCGCAGCUGUGGCACCUGGACGCCACAGGGAACCCCUGGCACUGUGACUGCAGCCUCGCCUACCUGCAUCUCUGGCUGGAGGACCAUAUGCCCGAGGCCCUCAUGCAGCUCCGCUGCGCCAGUCCAGGCCAGGCUGCACACCGCCCGCUGGGCCGGCUGACAGGCUAUGAGCUGGGCAGCUGUGGCUGGCAGCUGCCGGCAUCCUGGGGCCACCCAAGGUUCUGGUGGGACCUGGCACUGGUGGCUGUGGCUGUGCUGGGCCUGGCUCUCCUCGCUGGGCUGCUGCGCUCUUGCAGAGAGCCUGUGACCCCGACUCCAAAGUGACCCAUGCCAGCAGACCGGGCCAGAGGAGCC
Molecule: messenger RNA, 654 nt
Organism: Dipodomys ordii (Ord's kangaroo rat)
Lineage: Eukaryota; Metazoa; Chordata; Mammalia; Rodentia; Heteromyidae
Gene: Gp9
Product: glycoprotein IX (platelet)
Exons: 2
Coding region: 40-624 (194 amino acids)
Molecular function (GO): protein binding
Source: RefSeq, a predicted model, not a curated record